CACCCUGUAAGUUUGCCCCAUUCGCCCUCAGAAUUCAGAAUUAGGGUAUUUUCGGGGGUCGUCAAUAUCGCGUUAAUCGGACGGGAAAAUGGGAGGUGGCAAUGGCCAAAAGGCUAAGAUGGCUCGCGAGAAGCACAUGGAGAAGCAGAAAGCUGCUGGCAAGGGGAGCCAAUUAGAAUCAAACAAGAAAGCCAUGAAUAUCCAGUGCAAGGUUUGCAUGCAGACUUUCAUGUGCACAACAUCGGAGGUGAAAUGCAGGGAACAUGCUGAAGCAAAGCAUCCUAAAUCCGAUGUUUCCGCCUGCUUCCCUCAUCUCAAAAAGUGAGUGGAAUUUCACAAAAUGCUAUAUCUAGAGGCAGUGGAUCAAUCUCUACUUUGUUACAAUUUGUAUGAUGCAUCUGUUUAUGCUUGUGUAUUUGAGAAAAACAUUGAUUGAUACUAUUGCCUCUUAUAUUAAAACCUGUUGAUGAUUGAAUAGAAAAACUGUGCAUUUUCAUGGGUGCUAA
Manihot esculenta (cassava) is the source of this 506-nucleotide messenger RNA. RefSeq lists its product as uncharacterized. Lineage: Eukaryota; Viridiplantae; Streptophyta; Magnoliopsida; Malpighiales; Euphorbiaceae. The coding region runs from base 89 to 325 and encodes 78 amino acids. The transcript is spliced from 3 exons. The record is from RefSeq and is a predicted model, not a curated record.